Colius striatus (speckled mousebird) is the source of this 1224-nucleotide messenger RNA. It is a transcript of the gene ABRA, whose product is annotated as actin binding Rho activating protein. Bases 1 to 1224 code for a protein of 407 amino acids. Lineage: Eukaryota; Metazoa; Chordata; Aves; Coliiformes; Coliidae. Gene Ontology annotation, biological process: positive regulation of transcription by RNA polymerase II; positive regulation of Rho protein signal transduction. Gene Ontology annotation, molecular function: actin binding. The record is from RefSeq and is a predicted model, not a curated record. Gene Ontology annotation, cellular component: sarcomere. The transcript is spliced from 2 exons.
AUGGCAGCAGACAGCAGCAUGGCUCCUGAGGAAAAGCCGAGCACUGCUCCUUUGAAAAGGGCUGUCCACAAGAUCCGAAUGGCCAGCAUGGUCUUCAGCUUGGCACGAGGCUGGCAGCAGUGGGCAUCUGACCACCACACAAAACAAGCCCAAGAGCCCUCUGGAUGGGUUGCCCCUGCAGAAGACUCAUCAGCCCAGUCUGUACAAGAGAGAUCCUUUGAAAAAUGGACGUCUGUCAAGAAGGACCAAAGAAAGGAUGAUGUAGAGUCCUCAGCAAAGGAAUCAGUGGCAAUACGAAAUGCUGAAAAAAAUUCAAGGGAAUCAGAUGAAGCCCUCAAAAAGUUCAACAUCAAAAGCAAAGAGGUGACCAAAACAGUUGUAAGCAAAGCCUAUGAACGAGGAGGUGACGUUAGCCUCCUCAGUGAAAAAUAUGAGAAUAACAAUAGCAGUUCCGAGAUGACCACGCUGAAAGAAGAAUCAAGUGCUGUUGACAAAAUUCUUAGUGACAAAUUAUCUCCGACCAUAAGGAGAAAGUGCUCAAACAUGGUAUCAGAGCUGACCAAGGGCUGGAAACAGAUGGAACAAGAGGACAAAGAGGAAGCUAAGAAAGAACUGCUGCUUAAGUGUCACGAUGACAGCUUGGAUGCAGCAGACAGUGGCUAUGGGGAAACAGAGGACAAACUUGAGCAAGAAGACAGUGACCCAGAGGUGACAGCUGUGAGGAUUAAACGACCUGUGCCAUCAGUCGCGAGCAGGUUUAGUGAUGAUGCACGCACCAAAGCCCGCCAGACACACAGCUCCGUGAACAGCCUGAAGGACAGGUGGCAGGAGUGGGCUGACCAGCACAUCAUCACGCAGAAGCUGAACCCCUUCAGUGAGGAGUUUGACCACGAGCUGGCCAUGGCCACGCGCCUGCACAAAGGAGAUGAAGGCUAUGGCCGCCCCAAGGAAGGAACAAAAACUGCUGAACGGGCCAAGAGAGCCGAAGCUCACAUCCACCGAGAGAUCAGGGACUUGUGCUUCAUCAUUGAAUCGAUGGCCAGGCCACGGCCUGAUGGCAAGAUCCAAGUCACCUUUGGGGAACUCUUCGAGAGAUACGUUCGUAUUUCAGAUAAGGUUGUUGGGAUUCUCAUGAGAGCCAGGAAACAUGGGCUGGUGGACUUUGAGGGAGAAAUGUUAUGGCAAGGGAGGGAUGAUAAUGUCAUAAUCACACUACUAAAAUAA